ACACACUCCCCCCCCUACACAACCACCCACCCUACACACUCUGACAUCUCUUCUCUCCUCCUCGGUCAGUCGGUCAGGGUACAGUAGGAUGACUGGUAAGACUCCCACCAGCAACGUGACCAACAAGAAUGAUCCACGCUCCCUCAACUCCAGAGUCUUCAUCGGCAACCUCAACACGGCGGCGGUAACCAAGGCCGACAUCGAGGCCCUCUUCGCCAAGUACGGCAGGAUCGUGGGUUGCUCCGUCCACAAGGGCUUUGCCUUCGUCCAGUAUGGCAGCGAGAGGAACGCGCGAGUGGCUGUAGCAAGGGAGAACACCAGGGUCAUCGCUGGACAGCCCUUGGACAUCAACAUGGCAGGAGAACCAAGACCCUACAGGCCAAAGGUGGUGGGCUCCAAGAGGCCCCUCUCCUCUCUCUACAGUGGCUAUGAGUUUGACUACGACUAUUACAGAGAGGAUUUCUACAGCAGAUUAUUUGAUUAUCAUGGACGCGUGGUGGAGCCCCCCAUCCGAUCGCCGAUACCGGCCAAACGCUCUCGUGUCUUGGUCCCGUCCCUGCGGCGAAUCAAAUCUUCCUUGCCGGUCAGGACCUGCUCUGACUCCUUUUCUUCUUCCAGACCUCUUCCUCCGUCCUCGCCUCUACCUCUCACUUCUGGGUCUUCAGCUGCAGGAUCUAUGUUAAAGACCGACCAGUUGGUAACCAUCAAACAGGAGCUGUCCCAGAUUAAGACCAAGAUCGACUCUCUACUGGGGCGUCUGGAGAGGAUUGAGAGACAGCAUUGCACAGAGGCAGCAGCCCAGAGGAAACAGGGAGGAGUGUAUAAGUGUCUCCGUGCCAAAACAGCGGACCUCUCCGAAGACUUGGAGGCGGGAGAGAUGACAGAUGAAGCCAACGAGGAUGUCUUUGACGAUGAAGGCACUAACGAUAUGAUAGAAAACCACUUAUCAGACAUUGACAAUUGAGAGAGGGAGGUAAAAAUAAAGCCUCAUUGGUGGUUUGAAGAAUCAAUAGACAACAUCAGGACCUGAAUGACCAAUCAAUGGAAAAAAGGAAAAGACUCUCAGAGAGAAAGACUCAUGGACCAGUGUGCUUGUUUGCCCGUCAAGACACAACACUGUGUGCGUAUUGAUGCGGUACUACAAGGUUGUACUUUAAUUUCAUACAAUACAUGUACCAGACUACUGUAUUUUAUUCUAGUCAUCUAAGAAAUGAAUUAAUGCAGGGUGUGAAAAAAAGAGUUGCUCUCAUUGAGUGUGGCUUACAUGCACACAAUAUUGUGAUUGUGGAUAGUCAGAUUAAUAUAAUAGUUAAAUUAAAACGUUUACAUGCUUUGCAAGAGGAACGAUUUCUCUAAUAAUCCUGUGUACAUGGACGCAUAUGAAAAUCAGGCUAUCUGAUGGCACUCUGAUCAAUGCCGAAAAUCGGCAAUCAAAAUAAAUGUCAGAAAAGCGUCUUCUUUUUUUUAAUCGGCAUAUGCUUACUUUUAUUUUGACCUUACACCGAUUAAGAUAAACAGAGUAAGGAUGUUACAUGACUAUUGUAUAAUCUGUCUACUGUCAUAAAUCAGUUUGAUAUCGAAUUAUAUUAGUGUGCGUGUAAACAUGCUCAUUGUUCUCAGACUAAUAGUUCCGGUUUCAAGGUAUUAUCGUCUAAAACGUGAAUGGCAAAAUUCAGAAGAAAUGUUUUGUUGGAAUUGUGACUUUGCAUUUUAAUUUAUGUGUUGAAACUGUUGUAUGGCCACCUAUGAAAUGGGUUAGGGGACAUGAGAAAAAAGGUUUUCGAAAUUAGUCUCGCAGGGAGCAGUUUUCAGAUGUUUGAAAAUGGUAGACCACAAAAUUCUGCCAUUUUCUUAAUAUUGGCACUAAAAUGUGUGUUAUUUAAUAAACUACAGUACCAGUCAAAAGUUGACA
Molecule: messenger RNA, 1912 nt
Organism: Oncorhynchus mykiss (rainbow trout)
Lineage: Eukaryota; Metazoa; Chordata; Actinopteri; Salmoniformes; Salmonidae
Source: RefSeq, a predicted model, not a curated record